AUGUCUCGGUUUGGAUCAGUAUCAAACAGAAUCCAUGUCAGAGCCUUCUCUAAGUCAAUUACAAAACAGCCACCACUUCCUUCUUCAAUUCUUUCCGACAAGUACGCUUCUGUCUUGGACAGUUGCUCUGAUGCUUUGUCACUUAAAAAACUCCACGCUCGUACUCUUGCUCUUGGCCUCACCAACCAUACUUUUCUGGCCUCUAAACUUCUUACUUGCUAUGCAAGAUUGAAUCUUUUGCCAGAAUCUAGAUGGGUUUUCAAUACAAUUGUCAAUGCAAAUCUGUAUCUUUGGAACUCAAUCCUUGUUGGGUAUUACAGAGCUGGCCAAUUCAACCAAUUCCUGAGGCGGUACGUUCAUUUGAAGCAAUGCGGCAUUGGGUUGGAUAGUGCGGCCAUUACUUUUGGUUGUAAGAGCUGCAUUGAGUUGAAUAAUGUGGAAUUGGGUAGAGGAAUUCAUGCAGAUGCAGUCAAGUUUGGGUUGAGUGGAAAUGGGUUUGUGGGUUCAUCGUUUAUUGGGUUCUACUGUGGAUGUGGGGAUGUGGGGGAUGCUUAUAAGGUGUUUGAUGAAAUUACUGACCCGGAUGUUGUUGUGUAUACUUCGAUUAUUACAGGGUUCGCUCACAUUGGCGAUUUUCGGGCUUAUGGUGCUUUUGAGAUCACUAGUCGAAUGCAGAGACAUGGUCUAAAUCCUAAUAAGGUCACCCUGGUGAGCUUACUUCAGGCCGCUUCACAGUUGGAGACACUCAAAGAAGGUCGUUCGGUCCAUGGCUAUGCUAUUAGAAGAGGCAUUGGUGGUUUUGAUGAAGUAUUUGAAACAAGUCUUAUGGACAUGUAUAACAAGUGUGGGGCAGCUAAAAUGGCGGCCUGCAUUUUUGGCCUAAUGAAUUACAAGACAAUUGGUCUAUGGAAUGUGAUGAUCACAGGUUAUUUAAAAUCACAGCAGUACUUGGAAGCUUACCGGCUUUUUUGUCAAGUUAUGCAAGAAAAAUAUGUCCCGGAUUUGAUAACUUUUUCCAAUGGGAUUUUGUGUUGUGCUCACUUAAGUCAUUUGCGUGAGGGAAAGAGUAUCCAUGGUCAUUUGAUUCGAGCUGGUGUUGAACUUGAUCUAGUAGCAACCACUUCACUGGUUGAUUUGUACUCCAAAUGCCAGAAGUUGAUCCCAGCCAGGGCAUUAUUUGAUCGAAUGGAGAAAAGGGAUGCUAUUUUUUACGAUGUGAUGAUGGCUGGUUAUCUGCACAAUAAUUUUGCUAAUGAGGUUAUGGACAUCUUUCUGGAAAUGGUUGGAGAGGGGAUCAAACCAAAUCUUGGUUCCAUUUUGAGUGUACUUUCUGCAACUUCGGAACUAAAAAGCAUUAGAAAAGGCAAGUGCAUCCAUGGGUAUCUAUACAGAUAUGGAUUAGAUAUGAAUGUUGAAAUUGCCAAUCAGACCAUCUACAUGUACUCAAAAUGUGGUUGUAUAUCCUGCGCGAGGCAAAUCUUCAACAAAUUGAGAUAUAGAGACCUGAUCUCAUGGACUUCAAUGAUGAUGGGUUAUGUUCAUCAUGGACAUGCUGAUGAAGCUAUUUUAUUGUUCCGGUUAAUGCAAAGGGAGCAUAUCGAAGAUGAUACAGUUGCACUGUUAACUUUGCUUCAGGCACUUUGUCAGCUUGGAUGUUUGAAUUUAGUGAAGGAAGUCCACUGUCACUUAUAUAGAGUUAAGGUAGACAGUGAGAUACCUCUCACCAAUUGUUUGAUUACUACUUAUUCUAAGUGUGGGAAGUUAAAUAUGGCUGCAAAUAUAUUUGAUCAUGCAGUUAUUCGGUGUCCUACAUCAUGGAAUGCAAUGAUACUUGCAUAUGGGAUGCAUGGAAAAUGUACGGAGGCCCUCAUGGUAUUUGAACAGAUGAAAAGUGAGAAUGUUGAGCCUGAUGAGGUUACCUUUACAUCAAUACUAACUGCUUGUAGUCAUUCUGGCAUGGUAAAUGAGGGGCUGCAAGUCUUCAAGUUGAUGGUUGAGAAGUUUUCUAUCAUCCCCUGUGAAGAGCACUAUGGUUGCAUUGUAGAUUUAUUAAGCCGAGCAGGAUUGCUUGAAGAAGCAUAUAAUCUGGUUAAAUCCCUGCCUUCAAGGUUUCAUGGUUCUACACUAGCAUCCUUGCUUGCUGCUUGUAAGUUACAUGGAUAUACAGAGAUGGGGGAGGAUUUAGGAAGACGUCUCUUGGCUUUAGAACCCAAGAAUUCUAGUGCUUUCGCUAUGGUUUCAGGUUUAUAUGCAGAAGGUGGAAAGUGGGGUGAAGUAGUGAGAAUAAGAGAAACAGGAAAAGGGAGAGGUUUAAAAGGAACUCCAGGGUAUAGUCUGAUACAAGUAGAUUAAGGUGGAAAGUGCUGUAAAAUAGUCAGAAUAAGAGCCACAAAAAAGGGAGAGGUUUAAGAAGAACUCCAGAGUCUAAUACAGGUGAAAACCCCUCGGAUUCACUUGCUUAUCUCCAGGCAAAAGGUAUAUAGGGUGUUCAGCCUGUGUAGAUAGUGGAGCGACUUUACGGUGACAAAUCUGAUUUAGGGCGAGGCAACAUAUAUAACCAAAUCCGUGAAUCCAUGAGAGUUAAGAUGAUAUAGCCCUCAUUCUGUUAUGUUGAAGAGUGCCUAGUACAUAAAAGUACUGUAAGUCCUUUACUUAUGAACCAAUUCGGUGAUCUCAAAGAGCCAGAAACUGAUUACAGAUUGUUGAUUCAGAAGAUGUCUGAGUGUCCCUAGUAGCAUUGAAAUGUUUAAAUUUCUCUGACUAGAGAGUUGAGAUACCAAGUUUGAUGUGGGCAUACUGGCGAUACCGAAAACAUACUUUCAAGUGGGAAUAGUGACAGUCGCAGGAACUACCUUGCGCACAAUGAUUCUGUUCACUCCUCAAGGUUGGCCUCUUCUCAAUCUUCUGCCUGGUUGGUUUUUCAUCGGUUCUGGAACCGCCGACCACUGGAUGCAAAUUUUCUU
Molecule: messenger RNA, 2963 nt
Organism: Argentina anserina (silverweed cinquefoil)
Lineage: Eukaryota; Viridiplantae; Streptophyta; Magnoliopsida; Rosales; Rosaceae
Product: pentatricopeptide repeat-containing protein At2g03380, mitochondrial-like
Exons: 3
Coding region: 1-2352 (783 amino acids)
Molecular function (GO): protein binding
Source: RefSeq, a predicted model, not a curated record